CUUCGAGGUAAUGGCGUGUGCGGAGGAUCGUGCUCUUCUGACACUCAGCGAGGAGCUCGUUCGUCUGGAUCAGCAGAUCCAGCACCUGCUCGAGAGGCAGUCGGAGCUCCAUCGGCAGAGGACGAGGCUGGAGGAGUCCCGUGACGCCGCCUUCGCGGCCGUCUCCAACCCGGUGCUGCCGGCGCGGCGGACCCCGGCGGUCGUCUACUUCACCCCCGCUCCGGGAGGGGCCUGGGAGCGGCAGCGCGGCCGAGGAAAGCGGGUUUCCCCCCUACCUUCUCAGCCGGAUUUUGCCUCCGCAAACCGGUUUGAGGUCCUCAGCUCGUCGCCGUCGCCUCCUUCACCUCCCCCAGCCCCGAGGAAAACAGAUAAGGGCACUCGGGUCCUGGACGUCGCCCGGCGGCUUCCUACGGUGCUUCGGCAUCGCGGGGACCCCGGCACCGUCAUCCUGCAUGUGGGUACCAACGACACGUCCGCCCGGCGCAGUGAGGUCCUGAAGGAGCACUUCCGCACUCUUCUGGACACCGCUCGCAGACUGACCCGCGCCCGCCUCCUCAUCUCUGGUCCGAUGCCCACCUACCGCCGCGGGAGCCAGCCGUUCAGCCGCCUCUACGCUCUCCACUGCUGGCUGCGGGACUGGUGCUCUGCUAGUGGAGUUGGCUACGUGGACAACUGGGAGAGUUUUCGGGAGCGUCCAGCCCUCUUCCACCGAGACGGGCUUCACCCCAGCCGCCUGGGAUCCACCGUCCUCUCUGGUAACAUUGAGGCGGUGCUACGCCGGGACUGACUGGCUCUAACC
This is a messenger RNA of Astyanax mexicanus (Mexican tetra), 799 nucleotides long. RefSeq lists its product as uncharacterized. The coding region runs from base 11 to 787 and encodes 258 amino acids. NCBI's taxonomy places the organism in Eukaryota, Metazoa, Chordata, Actinopteri, Characiformes, Acestrorhamphidae. The transcript has 2 exons. The record is from RefSeq and is a predicted model, not a curated record.